GGCGCUAAAUGGGAAAUGGCCAUGGAGUUUAAACAUGUGACGAGCAAAAUAACAACUUCAUGUGACCCAUUGCUAAGGAGCGGCCCAGAGACGGAGACAGACCAUCAUUUGUGUUUUCAGCAGUCGGCACUAAACCAGCAACGAGAAUCCAGCAGCCAGCCACCUGUACAGAUCUCUUUCUUUCUGAAUGAAGGCAAAGUGGCCAUAAUGCACACUAUCAAGACAGUGGAGACCCAGGUUCCCUUCCUCAAGGAGAGUUUCUUUACUUCCACCUUCAAAGGCAGGAGGAAGAGUAGUGUAACCCACAUCCUCCAUAAACAGCAAUCGCUCUUGGAUCAACAACAGUGCAUUUUAGAGCACCAGCCGCUAACUCCGAAGCAGAUUCUCCCCAGCUCAGUUGAAAAUGGAGCAGGGCAGCAGACCCCCAAGCAGCGGCUUGCUCGCUCGAUCAGCAACCCGUUAUGCAAGACGCUGGAGCCUGCACAGGCAGAUGGGGACAGAAAGGAGGGGCUAAAGGAGAGAAGGGAUCAGAGAAUGAGUGAGGCUUUGCAGGGGAGAAGCAGGGGGGAGCCUGUGGCUGACAGUGCCAGUCUCCUCCUCCUCUCAUCAUCGUCAUCAUCAGGAGCAGCAGUGCUGGGGGAGCCAGCAUCAUCCUCACAUCUGCUGUCAGCUGUGGUGGGAAGACAGCAAGGAUUAACUGGCUCUGGAAGAACUUGGACCAAACAAGGAGCAGCAUCAGUGGUAACCCAUGGGGAAGCCCAGAAUCCCCCACCUCAGGCCCAGCAGCAUGGCCUGUUAGCCAAGGGUGUUCGCCUGAUAAGGAAUAUGGGGAACCAGGAGACAAAGCAGAAGAAAGGAGGAGGAAGUGGUGGAACUGCAGGAGAUGUCAACUGUGACGGUGAAGCUGAUGAAAGAGAGGUGGACAAACAAUCUAAAAAGUCCAACAACAAGGCGAGUAAAGGAGGAGAACACAGUGCUAAGAAGAAAAUCAAGCCUGAGUCAAAAGGUUCUGUGUUUUCUGGCAUGAAGAUUAGGAAAAGUCUAUCCAAAGUGAAAGGUCUGUCUAAGGAUGACAUGUUGGAAACUGGGAAAUCAGUGCAUGUUGGCAAGGAUGAGCUUAAGACUGGCACAGAAGCAAGUUUCUCGCCCGAUGAGGUGGGCAUGGUGUCGGAUGUCGAGGGAGAUCUGAGCCGUUUGACUGCAGACAGUCGGCAGUCUGUGGAGGACUUUGGCCACAAGACAAGCUCGGGGUCGGACACUGACCUGUACAGUUUUCACUCAGCUACAGCUGAAACUGAGGAUCUCCUUUCUGAUAUCCAGCAGGCAAUUCAAGAAAAAUGUAUAGCCAGCACCAGGGUAUUAGAAGCAUUACCUAGGCCUGCAUCUGAAGGGCUGACCAGUAAGGUGAGUGAAGUCUUGGAGACAAACAUAUCUCCACAGCUAUUUACUUUGGAAAAAGAAAAAUUGUCUCCGUGUGAAAGUGUAGCUCAAGCACUUAGAAAAAUAGAGAAUAAAAGUACAGACAUACCUAUAUCCAGAAACUCAUCGAGUGAAAGCGCAGCACCAUCCUCUGCUCUGGACACAGAAAUAAGUGGCAGCAGCAUUCUUCCAAAAACCAACAGUGACUACAGCUUCCAGGACACAACAGCAACUACUUCAUACGAGAGUGCUGAAGAGCCCCAGGAUGAUCUAGAGAGCCCUGAUGUACCGCCACAGCACAGUCAAGUUCAUGGUAGAGAGUGUAGAAACGCAUGUGUACCAUGUGUCUGUCUGGAUCCAGUAUCACCUGGAACAAGCCCAGCUGGAACCCACAAGAGUGCGAGCAGUUUGGAUCUCUCGCUUGCGAGGGAUGAUGAGGAAAGUGUUAGACCAGACUUUCUGCCACUCACACGGAGGAAGAGCAGCAUGUCUGUAAGUCACCUGACGGUUGACUGCGUCCCUGGAUCUCUGACUAGACGAACAUCUGCCACCUCUCCUUCUACUGUAAAACUCUACCCUCCAGUACACCCAUCAUAUGUCAAGACCACCACCAGGCAGCUCACCUCUCCCGUUGGAUCCCCGCUUACUAGUCCCAAUGUGCCCAGGAAAAGGGAGGCCACCACUCCUUUGGAAUCCAACAAGCCUGAGGGCUUUGAAAAGCGGAAGCACAGAUCAAGCUCCAUUACCGGACCUCAUAGAGUCUCCGGAGACUGGUUGGCAGAAUUGGACUUGGGAGAGAGUCAGAGUGGGUUAGCAAAGUCUCCAGAACAGGAAACCCCAGAGAAAAGUCACACAGUGGGGACUUAUUGGACUCUUGGGUCAAAAAGGGCACAUUAUGGCAAGAGAUCCUCCACAACACCCUACCUUGAUGUCUUCUCUGGUCAGACUCUGUUGGAAAAGCUUUGCACACACCAUGGGGAUGCAGAUGAUGAGGCAAAAGAACUGUGUCACCGAAUGCUUGCCCAUGGUCUGCUGCACCCCUUCAGUGACAGCAACACAGAACACCGCAGUGAUGGGACCGUCUCCACAAUCUUCAGUGAGGAGCAGUUGUACACCUGGGCAUCUGUGGGCCUCCCAGUGUCGUCCCACUUGUGGGAGCUGUAUGGGAGAGGUUUGAGAUCCCCUUUGCACCGCUCAUCGUCCAAGCCAACCGGUGCAUUCCACUUUCAGACAGAAUCCAGCAGGUUGAAGUCAGGCCAGUCAUCUUCAGAGGAUGAAAACUGCCUCAUCCCUCAGCUGGAGAAGAAAAUUGAGGAGCUGCAGAGUAAGAUCGCUGUCCUUCAUCGGCCCUCCUUACCGAAGAGCGGUGAGGACAGUGUGGAAGUUCUGGGAAAUGCACAACCCAAGGCUUCACAGAAAAGGGUAGAAAGACUGGAGGCAUCUGUUCAAACUUCACCCGUGGAUGAGGGGCUUAAAUUUGACGCAUCUUUAAAUGGAGGAAUUGGCCCCAAGUCCUUUUCAGUCAAAUCGUCAAGCCUCAAGUCUACAGAAAGCUUUGUGUGCACCUGCAAAGAGAGGCAGCAAAACAACAUCACCCAAAGUACCCCUCUUUCUGCUGCCUCUCCACCCUCAAGAGGCAUGCCUCCUCCUCCUCCACCUCCGCCUCCACCUCCACUUGCUCCCAUACCUGGUUUUGGACCUUGUCCGCCACCCCCUCCUCCGCCUCCACCUCCACCUCUGCCACCAGGCUUUGGCCCUCCAGCGCCACCUCCUCUGCCUGGAAUAGGACCACCACCUCCUCCACUGGGAAUGGGACCCCCUCCUCCUCCACCUCCUCCACCAGGAAUGGGACCCCCUCCUCCACCACCACCUCCACUGGGAAUGGGACCCCCUCCUCCAGGCUGCAUCCCUCCACCUCCAGGUCCCAUUUCUUCCCUGGCGGUUCAGGAAGCGACCCCUGCCAAAGCCGUGAUAGAGCCCCCCAAGCCAAUGAAGCCGCUCUACUGGACCCGCAUCCAGCUGCACGCUAAAAAAAUCCCCGGACCACUGGUGUGGGAAAAAAUAGAGGAGCCAACUAUUGAUUUCGGAGAAUUUGUGGAUCUGUUUUCCAAAAGUGCUGUUAAGGAGAAGAAGAAACCAAUUUCAGAUACAAUCAGCAAAUCAAAGGCCAAACAGGUGGUAAAAUUGUUGAGCAACAAGCGUUCACAAGCUGUCGGGAUUCUGAUGUCCAGUAUUCACCUGGAUAUGAAGGACAUCCAGAAUGCUGUCCUAAAUAUGGACAACACCGUUGUUGAUCUGGAGACUCUGCAAGCACUUUAUGAAAACAGGGCUCAAAAUGAUGAGAUUGAGUCUAUUAAGAAACACAUGAAAUCCAGCCAAGACAAGGAUGACGCAAAGCCACUGGACAAGCCAGAACAAUUUCUGUUCCAGUUAUCACAAAUUCCCAAUUUCUCACAGCGGGUGUUCUGCAUCCUGUUCCAAUCAACUUUUCAUGAGUGCAUCACGUCAAUUCUGCGUAAAAUCGAAAUCCUGCAAAAAGUGUGUAAGACUCUCCAAAGUAGUGAGGCUGUGUUGCAGGUGCUUGGCCUCGUGCUAGCGUUUGGGAACUUCAUGAACGGAGGGAAUCGGUCUCGGGGACAGGCCGAUGGCUUCACCAUGGACAUCCUGCCAAAACUGAAGGAUGUCAAAAGCUGUGAUAACUCUACAAGUCUUUUGUCUUACAUUGUUGCUUACUAUUUGAAGCACUUUGAUGAGGAUGCUGGCAGAGAGACGUGCCUCUACCCUUUGCCUGAGCCCCAGGACCUUUUUCAAGCCUCCCAAAUGAAGUUUGAGGAUUUUGAAAGAGAUCUGCGCAAACUGAAGAAAGAUUUAAACGCAUGCUUGGGUGAAACUGAAAAAGUUUGCAAGGUUUCCUCUGAAGAGAACCUGCAACCCUUCAAGGAAAAAAUGGAGGAUUUUCUAGCACAAGCCAAGACUGAACUGGAAACACAGGAAAAGCAGCUAGCAGACACUCAGAAGAUUUUUUUGGAGUUGAGUGUGUCGUUCUCGGUAAAGCCCAAGGCGGGAGAGAAAGAAGUAUCACCCAACACAUUCUUCUCCAUUUGGCACGAGUUUUCUUCAGAUUUUAAGGAACAUUGGAAGAAGCAGAAUAAGCUGUUAUUACAGGAACGGGUGAAAAAGGCAGAGGAGAGCUUCAAACAAGCCAGGCAGAAGGCCACCUAUAAUGUGACGACCAAAAAUGCAACUGGAAUAAAAGCAAAGCUGGGUAAGAAGAUAUGAGGCAGAAAAUGGAUAACAGCCGCUGAGCUUUUAGCACGAGCACAAUCUACCAUGGAGGAUGUUAAAAAUAAUUUGUUUUAAGUACUUGGUCGGUUCUUGAAUUUAAGUGGACUUAAUACAAAAGAUUAAUCUGCAACCAAACAAAAAUCUUAAGUCAUUUUAGCAGGAAUAUGUUCUUAGAACAUAGUCUUUUUAGCAUUAUUUCCAAAUUGCAUCUAUUUUUUUAAAACUUUGGUAUAGUUGUGUUUCAACUUUUUUUGUGCAAGUUUCCUAUCAUAUAUUUAUUCCAAAAACAUUUUAUUUUUAGGUCUGGUGAAAGGCGCAUCUUAGAUUUUUAUAUGGGAACAUGGUGCCUUAUUGAAGGGUAGAGGUAGCAAAUGAACAAUUCAAAACAGGUCUUAUUUUUCCAAACCUCUCAUGUAAAUAAUAUGCAUGAUAACGAGAAUAAUCAAUUUUACAUGGUCUAAAGUGGUUUGGAUUUAGUCAAUUUCACACGAGUAUCAGAAAUGUCUGAUGGCUGAAAUGUUUUAGAAGCAGGACCUCCUCUAUUACCUUUUGUUAUUUAAACCCACACAUCCACAUGGUGUGAUCUGAUGAUUUCUAUGUUUUUCCGGUUAAACAGCAUUUCUUUAUUAAUAUACUUUAUUUUAAACACAAUCCUACGCAUGUAAUUCAUCUUUCUAGCUGUGUGACAGUGUGAAUCCCUUUACAUUAGACAUGCAAUUGAAUCCUGAUCAGAUUUCUUUUUUACAUGAACAAUACCAAUACUGUUUUUAAAUAACAUUGAACAUAAAAAGUGAUAUUUAUUGAAUAAAAUCAAAUAUAUAAAUUUG
Messenger RNA from Xiphophorus hellerii (green swordtail), 5531 nucleotides. It is a transcript of the gene fmn2a, whose product is annotated as formin 2a. Gene Ontology annotation, biological process: actin nucleation; cortical actin cytoskeleton organization. The transcript is spliced from 18 exons. Lineage: Eukaryota; Metazoa; Chordata; Actinopteri; Cyprinodontiformes; Poeciliidae. Gene Ontology annotation, molecular function: actin filament binding; microtubule binding. Bases 16 to 4698 code for a protein of 1560 amino acids. The record is from RefSeq and is a predicted model, not a curated record. Gene Ontology annotation, cellular component: cytoskeleton; actin filament; cytoplasm.